Messenger RNA from Populus nigra (black poplar), 657 nucleotides. Its product is annotated as monothiol glutaredoxin-S9-like. The coding region runs from base 178 to 477 and encodes 99 amino acids. Gene Ontology annotation, cellular component: nucleus; cytoplasm. The record is from RefSeq and is a predicted model, not a curated record. NCBI's taxonomy places the organism in Eukaryota, Viridiplantae, Streptophyta, Magnoliopsida, Malpighiales, Salicaceae. The transcript has a single exon.
AACAACCUUCAGCUUUAAUUGAAACCCUUUUCUCUCUUGCCUACUCUCACCAUUGGAACCAAUUCUAUUUGAAUUUGGUCUGAUGGUUUUUAGGAUCUGAAUAAACUCUAGAGAAAGCCAAAGACUUCUUCACGAUCAUACUCCUGCACAAACUAAGAAGGCUUAAUCAGGAGUUACAUGGAUAAGGUGAUGGGAUUGGCCUCUGAGAAGGGGGUAGUGAUCUUCAGCAAGAGCUCAUGUUGCUUGUGUUAUGCAGUCAAAAUUCUAUUCCAAGAAAUUGGGGUGGACCCCGUGGUUUGUGAGAUUGACCAAGACCCUGAAGGCAGGGAAAUGGAAAAGGCUCUCACAAGGUUGGGGUGUAACGCGCCUGUACCGGCCGUUUUUAUCGGUGGAAAGCUGAUGGGUUCCACGAAUGAAGUCAUGUCCCUCCACCUAAGUGGCUCACUCAUUCCAAUGCUCAAACCCUACCAGAACUAAUCUUAAUUUACCACUUCAUUAUGAAGAUGGAAGAAUAAAAAUUGGCUUGGUUAGUAGUCUAGCUAGUGUGUUCUAUGCUUAGUAGUCCAUGUAGAAGUUGUUUGUGUUAAGUAUUUCAUAGUUUUCAUUAGCUCGUGUGUAAUAUGUUCCCCUAUGUUAAUGAAGUUAGCUUUAUAUAAA